Molecule: messenger RNA, 1059 nt
Organism: Pelecanus crispus (Dalmatian pelican)
Lineage: Eukaryota; Metazoa; Chordata; Aves; Pelecaniformes; Pelecanidae
Source: RefSeq, a predicted model, not a curated record
GACCUUAAUAUAUAUCCCAUUGCCAGUUGGAUGCGAAGCAGUCAUUUAAAACGCCCCAGGAUAGGAAAAAACAGCCAGGAACCUGAACCUGAAACUUCCCAAGGAGAUAAGGCAAAUGCUCUUCGUGUGUCAGAAAACAGGCUGGAACUUCCUGCCCACACAUCUGAAAGCUCUGAAGACUUAGUAGAAGUACCUGAGGAGAACACUUUUGAGAAGAAUGAGGAAAUGAUUGUUGAAAAUGAGGGCCAGUCUGUAUCAGAAGCAGAGCCACAUGCGUUCCCCCCUGAGAAAUGGAGUGAAAAGGAGGGAACUCCAUCAGAACCUCUUAAUGGUGAGGUAACAGAAGAAACUGGUAAGACCUCACUGAUGGCUGAAGAGGAAACAGCAAAUGAAGUUCUAAGUGCUGAAUCAAAAUUGCAGUCUGAGAGUCAAGGAGAAGAACCCUUAACACUGUUUGUUCCACUAAUCAUUGAGUCUCCAGCAAAACCUUCAGAAGACCCUGUAUCAGAGAAGGUUUUAAAUGCAAAUAAUUCCGAAGUGCUGACUGAAGAAAGUACAUCAGCAGAGAAGGAGGGCACUGAAGAACAGCAAGAAUCUGAAAAGACCACCACUGAAAAUGCAGCUGCUUUGGCAUUGAAGGAAGAGCCCUCUGACAAUGGCCUGCCCAACUCUAUGGUAUCUGAAGCAGUAGAAGAAUCUGUUUCUGAAAAUGUAUCGCCCAAAACAGCUUCCUCAUUGGAAGAUCAAAAUGAGGAAGCAGGGCACAACUCACAGGAGGCCCCUGUUGCCUUGAGUCAGAGCUCUUUAAUAGUGGUUGAACUUGAGGGUGUUUCUUUUCAGCAGCCUUCUGUACAGGAAGGACAGAAGAAUCAGUUGGAAGAGCACUUAGAAGAGUCUGCUGAGCAGACGGAUCAAUACAUGCAGACAGCAGCGGAGCGGGCUGCUGACAGCAGCUCUGAGGAGGCAGAAAUUGAGGUACCCAUUGUAGAUCGGAGAAACUUGCGAAGAAAGGCCAAAGGCUACAAAGGUCCACCCAAGAAAAAAGGAAAGCCAGCUUAA